Protobothrops mucrosquamatus (brown spotted pit viper) is the source of this 2425-nucleotide messenger RNA. RefSeq names its product kinesin family member 9 (gene KIF9). Gene Ontology annotation, molecular function: microtubule binding; microtubule motor activity; ATP binding. The record is from RefSeq and is a predicted model, not a curated record. The transcript is spliced from 19 exons. Gene Ontology annotation, biological process: microtubule-based movement. NCBI's taxonomy places the organism in Eukaryota, Metazoa, Chordata, Lepidosauria, Squamata, Viperidae.
AUGGCAGUGUGCCUCAAUUCGAAGAAAGUGAAGGCGUUCGCCCGGGUCAAGCCCACGGCCGACUUCCCUCAAGACGUCCUCAAAUUUGGGGCCGACAACAAGACCAUCGAGGUUCACAUCGAGCGGGAUCUUUCGAAAGGCAUCGUCAACAACAAGCAGACGGACUGGUCUUUUAAGCUGGACGGUGUCUUCCACAAUGCGCCCCAGGACGUGGUUUACGACGCGGUCGCCAAAGAGCUCGUCUCGCAGGCCCUGAACGGCUACAACGGGACCAUCAUGUGCUACGGGCAAACCGGAGCCGGCAAGACCUUCACCAUGAUGGGAACCACUGGGAACUUCAAGCACAGGGGGAUCAUCCCUCGAGCUAUCCAGCAGGUGUUCAAGUCCAUGGAGGAGCACAGCAGCCGGCUUAUCACCGUCCGGAUUUCCUACCUGGAGAUUUACAAUGAGACCAUCGUGGACCUCCUCCCCUCGCUCCCUCCCGGCUCGGACGUGGACCUCCCCUUGUCCAUAGUGGAGAGUCCCCAGGGGGUCUCCGUCAAAGGCCUCUCCAUCCACCCUGCUCCCAACGAGGAAAUUGCCUUAAAUUUCCUGUUUGAGGGUGACACCAACAGAUCUGUGGGCCAACAUGCUCUGAAUAAGCAUUCUUCCAGGUCACACUGCAUCUUCACCAUCUACAUCGAGUGCCACUCGAGAAUGCUUUCCGAGGCCAGAUACGUCGUCUCUAAGAUUAACCUGGUUGAUCUGGCGGGCUCUGAGAGGCUGUCAAAGAGCAAGUCGGAAGGCUUUGGGCUGAAGGAAGCAACUUACAUCAACAAGUCGCUGUCGUUCUUGGAGCAGGUGGUCAUCGCCUUGUCGGACUGCAGCCGGGAUCACGUCCCCUUUCGGCAGAGCAAGCUGACUUACACCCUGAAGGAUUCCUUAGGUGGGAACUGCAACACUGUCCUUGUGGCUAACGUCUGCAGUGAGUCCAUUCACAUCGUGGAAACGCUGUCCACACUUCGCUUUGCCACCAGAAUGAAGUGGGUGACUACCGUGCCGUUUGUCAACGAAAAAAUCGACUCGGAGCGGAUGGUGAAGAACUUGGAGAAAGAGGUCCUCUACCUGAAGGAAGAGUUGGCGAUGCACAACAGUUUGCUCAAUCGCCCGACGGUGACCUACGAGCCCAUGAACGAAAUUCAGAUCGCGGAAAUCAACUCUCAAGUCCGCCGGUUUCUGGAGGGCACCAUUGAUGAGCUCGACAUCAUGAGCAUCCGUCAAAUCCAAGAGGUUUUUAACCAGUUCAAAAUCAUCUUAAGCCAACAAGAUCAGGAAGUGGAAGCCAGAUUGCGGAGCAAGUACGCCCUUAUAGACAAGAACGACUUUGCGACGCUCUCGGCCGUCCAGAAGGCAGGCAUAGUGGACGCUGAGGGGCAUCUGGUGGGAGAAAUGGACGGACAAGGGUUCGGCAUCGGCACGGCCCCCUUCUCCUCCAAGCCUGGCAAGAAAAUGAAAGCCAAGAAAGGGAAAGAACAGACAAGCCCCACAGCUCGCAAGGAGGGCCUGGGGAGCCCUCUUUCCGGGAAGGACCUGGAGACCCUCUCGGGGUCUCGUAGCCAAGUGGUGGCCACCACUAGAGAGCUGGACGGAAAAGACGCCUUGCUCCGCGACCAGGAGGCCUCCAGCCUUGACACGCAUCGCUCUGAGUCGGCGCCAAGAGACGAUAGCAGCAUCAGGCCCAGCUCCCCGCCGGCCAGGACGUCGGCCUUUGAGGACUUCAAGAGCGAGCGCGGCAGCGAGAUUAACCGCAUCUUCAAGGAGAACAAGACCAUCUUGAACGACCGCAGGAGGAGGCUGGGCGAGGUGGUCCAGAGGAUCAACCUGGUCAAGCAGGAGAUGGACGCCGCCCGCCAGGCCCUCGAGAUCCAGAAACUGGAGCGGGAGCAACAGGGCGAGUACCUGAACGAGGAAGGGCAGAUCAUCAUUGACGAAGAGGAGUUCCUCCUCAUGGUGAAGCUGAAGGAGCUCAAGAAGCAUUACCGGGACGACUUCGGCCAGCUGCGAGAUCUCCGCUCCGAGGUCCAGUACUGCCAAAACCUGGUGGAUCAGUGUCGCAAUCGGCUACUCACAGGUAGGGCUGGGCGCUGGGACCGGAAGCCCCACGUUGCCUGCGGGAAUGGGUGGGCACUUUGAGGGUGCCUGCCCCUCUCUCCCCCCCCCCAACAGGAUGAAGACGAGCAAGAGAGAUUUGACCGGAUGCAACAGGAAGUGCUGCCUUUCUGCCCAGCUUCCGUUUCCUUCUAUAACGCCAAAGCAAAGGUGGACCGCAAGCACAAGUAUUCCCGGGCCAUGACCGCCUUCGAGCAAAUGAGGAAGAAGCCGGGAUCCGUUCAAGCCGCGGUGAAGAACAAGCCUCCAUCCGUCCUGGACAUCGUGUAGCCGAAGC